Oppiella nova is the source of this 336-nucleotide messenger RNA. The record is from the annotation of a GenBank genome assembly. Lineage: Eukaryota; Metazoa; Arthropoda; Arachnida; Sarcoptiformes; Oppiidae.
GAUAACAUGGCGUUAGAUCUGUUCACUGGAAGCGAACGGCUAAAGGAACUAAACUCCGGCUGUUGUGUACUCGUCAUCAAAAGAGAUGCCCAACAAACCAAUGGCUUUCCGUUAACUCUUCCCAUCUGUUGCUGGAAAGGGAAGACAUCAAUGCGCGCCUAUAUCGCCAAAAACGAAAGGAUUCACUUCUUGAGACUUUGUGGUGCAGAUGUCACUGAAACAGACGCCGUCAGAAGUACUGAACGCGAGAGACAUAAAGUGAAGAACGAAGCAAAUAAUGAAGUAUUAGAUGAGAACCAACCGAUAAUAACUGAGACAAUUGAAAGUCAGACUUGA